Molecule: messenger RNA, 456 nt
Organism: Hibiscus syriacus
Lineage: Eukaryota; Viridiplantae; Streptophyta; Magnoliopsida; Malvales; Malvaceae
Product: cell number regulator 2-like
Exons: 4
Coding region: 18-437 (139 amino acids)
Source: RefSeq, a predicted model, not a curated record
CCUUGCAUUGAGAAAUUAUGAACAUUUUUGCCCGCACUCAGCCACCACCUCAAUGGUCUGCAUCUCUUUGCGGUUGCGGCAACGACGUCGGAACUUGCUGCAUAGCAUGCUGUCUCCCAUGCAUCACCUUCGGCCAAAUAGCGGAAAUGGUGGACGAAGGAAAGAGCUCUUGUGCACAACAAGGUUGCAUAUAUGGGAUGCUGAUGCUGUGUUCAUGCCACUGCCUGCUGUCGUGUGUUUAUAGAGAGAAAUUGAGAGUGAAAUUUGGGUUGCCGGCUGAGCCAUGCAACGAUUGCUGCAUUCAUUUUUGCUGUGAAGCAUGUGCACUUUGUCAAGAACAUGCUGAGCUGAAAAAUAGAGGUUUUGAUCCAUCCAAAGGUUGGAAUCAUGGAACUCAUACUGCACCACCAAGGAUGCCUCCUACCAUGAAGAGAUGAUGAGUACAAUAAAUUGGUU